AUGAACUUCACCCCCAAGAACUCCAGCUACCCUCACUUCCUUGCAGUACCGAAGGUCCACAUUCUGCUGGCUGAAGAAAGAACCGGGACCAUGAGGAGUUUCCUUGUCUGGGCUUGGAUUCUUUUCCCAGGCUGUUGGGCUCUGACCGGCCCUAGGGAGGUGAGCGGCCCCUUGGGAGGGUCGGUGUCUGUGCAGUGUCAGUACGAUGAGUGGUACCAGAACUAUGAGAAAUACUGGUGUAAAGGAAAAGACCGGUUUUCCUGCUCCAUAGCUGUUCAGACCAACAGUUCAGAGGCAGAGGUGGUAAAGGACAGAGUCUCCAUCCAAGACAAUCACACGCAGUUCACAUUCACUGUGACUAUGGGGAGCCUGGCACUGGGCGACCAGGAUAGUUACUGGUGUGGGAUAGAGAAGAGCGGCUUUGACAAGAUGUUUGCUGUCAACGUGUCUGUUUUCCCAGGUAGCAAUCAGUGA
This is a messenger RNA of Terrapene triunguis (Three-toed box turtle), 474 nucleotides long. Its product is annotated as CMRF35-like molecule 3. The coding region runs from base 1 to 474 and encodes 157 amino acids. Gene Ontology annotation, molecular function: transmembrane signaling receptor activity. Gene Ontology annotation, cellular component: plasma membrane. The transcript is spliced from 4 exons. Lineage: Eukaryota; Metazoa; Chordata; Testudines; Emydidae. The record is from RefSeq and is a predicted model, not a curated record.